This is a messenger RNA of Coffea eugenioides, 3762 nucleotides long. RefSeq names its product putative late blight resistance protein homolog R1A-3. The record is from RefSeq and is a predicted model, not a curated record. Gene Ontology annotation, biological process: defense response to other organism. Lineage: Eukaryota; Viridiplantae; Streptophyta; Magnoliopsida; Gentianales; Rubiaceae. The transcript has a single exon. Bases 1 to 3762 code for a protein of 1253 amino acids. Gene Ontology annotation, molecular function: ADP binding.
AUGGAUGUUCAGGAGUUGCUGGAUAACAAUGCAGAAAUCGAUGCAUUCGAGCAGCUAUUGGAGAUAGAAGAUAAUUUGGAAGUCCUGAAGCUGGAGUUGAGACUUGUCAGAACAUUUUUUAUCUGUGCCAGAAUAUUAUGGAGCAAUCCAGAACCUGCAGAGAAGAUUAUUGAUCGUGAGGUACGUCUAGGAUCUUUCUUGUUUAGCCUCCAAGAUUCUGUUCAAAAAAAUGCUAUGGAGUCGCACUCUCUUUCCCUUAGACUGGAAGAGGAUGCAUUCUCAUUACUUAGUGAUGCCUUUAAGUUGGUCCAGGAUUGUCAAAAUAACAUCUAUUCUUUUAAACAAGAUUUUGACAAAUUCUAUGUCACUUUGUUGGGUUGCUUAUCGCAAUCCAGCUCGGCUGCUUUAAGAGAUCAUGAACUCAUGGAAUUUAUGGAUUCCCUGUUAGAGAAUCUAGUCAAUAUUCUCUUACAGGAUGAUUGUUAUGGAGAUGUGCAGCUACUAAUUCAUGCUCUUCAAGAAAAGAUAAAGUUCUUGAAAAGUUUUAUUGUCUUUGCCAUUUAUCGAGGGGUUGAGGAAAGGCAGUUGGCAGAUGUCUUGGCUCACUCUCAAGUUGUAGCUGUCAAUGCAGCAUACCUCUCUUGCCUGUGUUGGUUUGACAAGGAUGAAGAAGAAGUCCAUGAUAAAGUGAAGUUGAAGAUUUCUGACCUCUUGGAUGGGAUCAAGCCCAUUGAUCCCAGAGCCCAUGAGAUUUAUAUCCAAGUCCUGACUACUCCAGGAUUAUCAGGAUCACCGCCCACUCUGAAUUUGGUGACAAUCAGCAGUGUAUUGGGGGACUUUGUUGAUUCUCUCCUGGGAAAUAUUUGGGACCUACUACACUGCGGUAGGAGUUUUAUGGUUUCCAUGAAGAUACUUUAUGAGGGACUACGAUUCUUGAGAACCAUUCUCAAGAAUCAGCAGGUGAAGUUCGAUGAGUUGGAUGAACAAAUGAUCGAUCUUAUCGUAGUUGUUGUCAAUGAGGCAGGGAUUAUAAUUUGCUCUCUUUUUCCAAUCCACAUAGCCAAGGGAAUGGAUCUGGCAGUCACUGAAUUUUUGGAAAAGAUCAAACUUGUUAAGGCAGACUUAGCCCCCAUCUAUCCUAGAACAUCAAUAUUCAGCUUUCCAAGUACCAGAGAACUGGACUUCAUUGAUCUUCUCCUAGAGAAUCUAAAGGGACUGGCAAACAAUAUAGUCUAUUCAGUUUCUCUUACAAAGGAUAGAGUUCAAGAAGUGGAAGAAGAUCUUGAAUUCUUAAAAUCUCGCUUUGAGAAUGUUGCGAAGUAUUACAACCAGCAUGAAAAGCCCCAAGUUCUUUGGAGUAGCAUUAUAGAAGUGACAAUCAGGGCAGAGUUUGUCAUACAUUCCUUGAGAGGAGGAGAUCUAUCUGAUUCUUGUUGCAUUCCUUUUAACACCAUCGCAGAAGAUAUUAAGCUUAUCAAGGCUGAGGUCUUAGAGAUUGAUGACCAAGAACAAGGCUUCAUAUCCAAGAAAGCUGUCAAGAUUUCGAGUUCUGUGCCAUCAGAAAGUGGUAUCUCAAAAACAAAUGAAGUUAUGGUAGCUCUCUCUGAUCAGAUAGAGAUAGUGACCACUUUACUUGUAAGAGGAUCAAAGAAAUUGGAAAUUGUUUCCAUUCUGGGUAUGCCUGGACUGGGUAAGACAACUUUAGCCAAGAAACUUUACAAUGAUCCUUCUGUCAGAUGCCAUUUUCAUACUUUUGCUUGGUCUACGGUUUCUCAAGUAUAUAACGGAAAAAAUUUGUUACUUGAGAUUUUGGUUUGUAUUGUUCCUAAGCUUUCUGAACAAUAUGCUAAAAUGAAAGAAGUUGAUUUGGUUGAAGAACUCUACAAGCGUUUGAAGAGAAAUAGGUAUCUCAUAAUUUUGGAUGAUUUGUGGGAUGGUGAAGCUUGGACACUCAUGGAAAAAUCAUUUCCUGAUGAUGCUAAUGGUAGUAGAAUUCUCUUAACAAGUAGAAAUCACAAGGUGGCUCUGCAUGUUGGACCUACUAAUAAACUUCACCAUCUUCGCUCACUCACUGAUGAAGAGAGCUGGGAAUUGUUACGAAAGAAGGUAUUUCAUAAUGAGGAGUGUCCUCCAGCACUACAUGAGCUUGGAGUGCAAAUAGCGAAAAACUGUAAGGGGCUACCUCUUAUAGUUAUCAUCAUAGCUGGAAUUCUUGCAACGAGAGAGCCUGAUGGCUGGGAAGAAGUUGCUCAAAGGUUGAGCUCCUACACUGUUUUGGGCACAGAAGAGUGCAGGGAUAUACUAGAGCUGAGCUAUAGAAAUUUGCCUGAUUAUCUGCAGCGAUGCCUUCUUUACUUCGGAGCAUUUAAAGAAGACCAAGAAAUUCCAAUUUGGAGGUUGAAGUAUUUAUGGAUAGCUGAAGGGUUUGUGCAAGAAACUGAAAUGAAGAGUUUAGAGGAUGUGGCUGAAGAGUACAUGAUUGAUCUAACUGACAGAAGCUUGGUCAUGGUUGCUAAAAGAAGAUCCCUAGGCAAGAUUAAGACUUGCCAUAUUCACGAUCUGUUGCAUGAGUUUUGUGUCCUAAAAGCUAAAGAAGAAAACUUUUUGCGGUUCUUGCAUGGGAAUGAUGACUCGUGUAUCUAUAAUGUGUCAAGCAAUAUACAUCGUUUGGGCAUUCACUCCAAACUAGAGCUGUUCGAGAGGUCGAUCCUAUUUUGUCCUCGACUGCGCUGUCUGUUGCUCUCUGCUGAUGGCUGCAGGUACCCAUUUCAACAGCCAAACAUCUCAUUUGUCUUUCACAUCUUCAAACUCCUCAGGGUAUUGGAUUUGGGGCAGUUCAAUGUAGGUGAUUGUUUUCCAAGUGAAGUAGAAUUGCUUGUGGAGUUGCGUUUUUUGGCAAUAAAAGGUACCAUGCGCUCCAUCCCAUCAUCCAUAGCUAACCUUUCUAAUUUGGAAACUUUUCUGUUGGAUUCAAAUGAUGCUGCAUUGCCCGAUACAAUAUUGAACAUGAACAAAUUGAGGCAUCUUCACACAAUUGCUCAGCAUACGAGGUUUUCUUUCGAGAAAGUCAAUCUUGACAGCUCAUCCAUUCUUCAUAGUUUAGACACCUUGAGCACUGCAUGGAUUUCUUAUGGACAAGGCAUUGAAAAGAUUGUGAGAAAGUUCCCAAAUAUCCGUGAACUAAAAUGCGAGCUCGAUUAUGAGGAAUUAGCAGCAUCUACUGAGAACAGAGGCAGCAUUGUGGAUUUAAGUUUUCUGAAUAGACUGGAGUCCCUCAAUAUUAUUCAUGAUGACUAUGCUACAAUAUGUAAGAUUGAGUAUCAUUUCCCUUUGAAUCUGAAAAAGUUGACUCUUUCUUACUUCCCUUGUGGUACAGUCUCCACACUUGGAAAACUACCCAAUCUUGAGGUCCUCAAUUUGUCCUAUGGACCCCAUGAUUGGAAAAUAUGGGAAAUGAAAGAAGGGGAAUUCCCUAAACUCAAAACCUUGAGAAUGGGCGCAUUGUGCACAUUGAGAUGGAUAGGAUGUGAUGAUAGCCUUCCCUGUCUUGAGAAGCUAGUGCUCUCGAGAUGUGAAAAACUGACAGAGAUCCCUUCUUGCUUAUGGUAUGCUUCCACUCUUGAAGUUAUCAUGGUGCAGCAGUGUUCAGACUUUCUUACAAGCUUAGUAUGCGAGAUUGAGGAUGAGCAGAGGAGCAUGGGGAAUGAAGAUCUCAAGGUUCACAUCAUUCCAGAGGAGAAGAGCGGUUCUGAAGCAGAAUAA